Camelina sativa (false flax) is the source of this 2592-nucleotide messenger RNA. NCBI's taxonomy places the organism in Eukaryota, Viridiplantae, Streptophyta, Magnoliopsida, Brassicales, Brassicaceae. The record is from RefSeq and is a predicted model, not a curated record.
AUGGAAUCAUUCACAAUAUCGAAUAUGCAGAUUACGGAUCCUACUUUGAUCCCUGAUCAGAUUAAGGCUGUGUGUGGGAAGACCUUUCAAUUUCUGAUAUGUAUUGGUGGGGACAAUCUUUCUGGUGCUAAUGAUAGUUACAAGGUUGCUAAUGUCUGGGAAGACAAUAAAUUCAUGGAAAUUAGUAAUGAAGCAUCUGAAAAUACUAUUGACAGAAUUAGUCUCACCUCUGAACAGGAAAUGGAUCAAAUUUCUCUGAAAUCAUUGACACUCAAGCAGAGAUUCUGCAAAGUAUGUGUUUCUUCAACUUAUCCUUCUGAGGAUAACAAUACUAUCAGUAAAUUCAGAGAUUUAGACAACACAUCUGAUCAAGAAGAGAACUCGGAACUUGAGGAUUUUGAAAGUGAUGAUUCAGAAGCUGAAUAUGAACAACAAGUCUUUGAUUGUAGUAGUCAAGAAGAUGAACCUCAUGACCCAUCUGAUGCUAUUGAGUCUGACUCUGAUUCAGAGCCGAUUACACAAACCAUUGAAGAUAAACAUAAAGAGGCUAAAUGUCACAGAGAUGGAUAUCCAAUUUAUAGGAGGAGGGAUGAUGGUCGUUUUAUAGAGAAGAAUGGUUUCAAGUGCGACAAUACAUAUGUCGUCCCAUACAACAGAAAACUUUCUCUAAAGUACCGAGCUCACAUUAACGUGGAAUGGUGUAACCAAACUGGAUCGGUCAAGUACUUAUUUAAGUAUGUGCACAAAGGUCAAGAUCGUGUUACUGUAUCUGUUGAGGCAGGUCAAGAAGAGGAUGAAACAGAGUAUACCUCCGACGGUGUCAAUAUUAACUCAUCCAAAAAAAAGGAUGAUGUUCAAGAUUUCUUUGACUGCAGAUAUGUUUCCGCAUGUGAAGCUUUCUGGAGGACGAAUCAGUAUCCUAUACACUAUAGAGCAACACCUGUUGUCAAACUUACAUUUCAUGAGGAAGGAAAGCAACCUGUUUUCUACAAAGAUGGCGACAAGCCAACUACCGUAUUAAAUCGCCCAACUCUUGAUCACACGAUGUUUACCGCUUGGUUUGAGUUGUGUCUAAGGGAUGAGGAAGCAAGAAAGCUUACAUAUGAACAGAUUCCAAAUAAAUACAUCUAUGAUAAAAAGGAGAAAGAGUUUCGUCCGAGAGGUAGAACUGGUUUCUCUAUUGGGCGAAUCAAUUAUGUGCCACAUAAUUUAGAAGAUUCAUACCAUCUUCGAAUUCUCAUAAACAGCAAAAAAGGUCCUACCAGUUUCAACGACAUUAAAACUGUCAAAGGUGUUCUUUAUAAAACCUAUAAAGAGGCAUGCUUCGCUCUAGGUUUGCUAGAUGAUGACAAAGAGUAUAUUGAAGGCAUAAAGGAAGCUAAUUUUUGGUGUUCAUCAAAGUUUUGUCGUAGACUUUUUGUGAUAAUGCUUAUAUCUGAAAGUUUAACUUCUCCUAAAACUGUAUGGGAAGAAACAUGGAAAAUCCUUUCAGAAGAUAUUGAGAGAAAAGAAAAACAGAGGAGACAACGUCCAGACACGGAAAAAAAGAAAUUGCUACUAAGAGAGUUACAGAAGCUAAUGAAAAGAAAUGGAUGUUCAUUGCAAAAAUACAAGCUUAUGCCACACAUAUCUCUUGAAGAUGUAACAUUGCCUAAUCAGUUGAUACUGGAUGAACUCAACUACAACCGUGAGGAUUUAGCAAAGAAACAUGAUGGUUGGAAAAAGAUGCUAACAGAAGAACAGAAGAAGAUCUAUGAUGAGAUAAUGGAAGCUGUAAUCAAUGACAAAGGUGGUGUAUUUUUUUUAUAUGGAUUUGGAGGAACAGGGAAAACAUUUUUGUGGAAAGUAUUGUCUGCAGCAAUAAGAUCAAACGGUCAUAUUGUUCUCAAUUCGGCAUCUAGCGGUAUUGCCUCUCUACUACUGGAAGGAGGAAGAACAGCUCACUCUAGGUUUGCCCUUCCUUUAAAUCCAAAUGAAACUUCUACUUGCAACAUGUCAAGGAGCUCAGAACUUGGUGCGUUGGUUAAAGAAGCAAAGUUAAUCAUAUGGGAUGAAGCUCCAAUGAUGAGUAAAUACUGCUUUGAGACAUUAGACAGAAGCUUGAAAGAUAUUAUGAGGAGUAAAGAAGACAAAUUGUUCGGAGGAAAAGUUGUCCUUUUUGGAGGUGAUUUCAGACAAAUUCUUCCCGUUAUUGUUGGCGCAGGAAGGGAAGCGAUUGUCAAUGCAUCAUUAAACUCUUCAUACUUAUGGAAUCAGUGCAAAGUUUUAAGAUUGACAAAGAAUAUGAGGUUGCUUCAAGACAUUGGUAAACAAGAGGCCAGCGAGAUAGAAGAGUUUUCUAAAUGGAUACUCGCAGUUGGAGAAGGAAAAAUUAAUGAGCCUAAUGAUGGUGUGUGUGAAAUAGAUAUCCCACAAGAGUUACUUAUUCCAGAGGGUUCCUCUCCGUUAGAGUCAAUCAUUGAAGCUGUUUACGGAAAGAACUUUGCCACUCAAAAAGAUCCUAAAUUUUUCCAAGAACGAGCUAUUCUUUGCCCUACGAAUGAAGAUGUCAAUUCUAUCAAUGAUGUCAUGUUAUCAAGUCUAAACGGUUAG